AGAAUCCAUGCUAAAGAUCCCUCCUUACCAGCAUAUAGGGCCACUGCCAGGCUUGCCGAGUCCUGGGACUGCUCUCGCUCCGGCUGCCACUCUCCCGCGCUCUCCUAGCUCCCUGCGAAGCAGGAUGGCCGGGACCAUGCGCACCGCGUGCUUGGUGGUGGCGAUGCUGCUCAGCUUGGACUUCCCGGGACAGGCGCAGCCCCCGCCGCCGCCGCCGGACGCCACCUGUCACCAAGUCCGCUCCUUCUUCCAGAGACUGCAGCCCGGACUCAAGUGGGUGCCCGAAACUCCCGUGCCAGGAUCAGAUUUGCAAGUAUGUCUCCCUAAGGGCCCAACAUGCUGCUCAAGAAAGAUGGAAGAAAAAUACCAACUAACAGCACGAUUGAACAUGGAACAGCUGCUUCAGUCUGCAAGUAUGGAGCUCAAGUUCUUAAUUAUUCAGAAUGCUGCAGUUUUCCAAGAGGCCUUCGAAAUUGUUGUUCGCCAUGCCAAGAACUACACCAAUGCCAUGUUCAAGAACAACUACCCAAGCCUGACUCCACAAGCUUUUGAGUUUGUGGGUGAAUUUUUCACAGAUGUGUCUCUCUAUAUCUUGGGUUCUGACAUCAAUGUGGAUGACAUGGUCAAUGAAUUGUUUGAUAGCCUGUUUCCAGUCAUCUAUACCCAACUAAUGAACCCAGGUCUGCCUGAUUCAGCCUUGGACAUCAAUGAGUGCCUCCGAGGAGCAAGACGUGACCUGAAAGUAUUUGGGAACUUCCCCAAGCUUAUUAUGACCCAGGUUUCUAAGUCACUGCAAGUCACUAGGAUCUUCCUUCAGGCUCUGAAUCUUGGAAUUGAAGUGAUCAACACAACCGAUCACCUGAAGUUCAGUAAGGACUGUGGCCGAAUGCUCACCAGAAUGUGGUACUGCUCUUACUGCCAGGGACUGAUGAUGGUUAAACCUUGUGGUGGUUACUGCAAUGUGGUCAUGCAAGGCUGUAUGGCAGGUGUGGUGGAGAUUGACAAGUACUGGAGAGAAUACAUUCUGUCUCUUGAAGAGCUUGUGAAUGGCAUGUACAGAAUCUAUGACAUGGAAAACGUACUGCUUGGUCUCUUUUCAACAAUCCACGAUUCUAUCCAGUAUGUCCAGAAGAAUGCAGGAAAGCUGACCACCACGGAAACUGAGAAGAAAAUACGGCACUUCAAAUAUCCUAUCUUCCUCCUGUGUAUAGGGCUAGAGUUACAGAUUGGCAAGUUAUGUGCCCAUUCUCAACAACGCCAAUAUAGAUCUGCUUAUUAUCCUGAAGAUCUGUUUAUUGACAAGAAAGUAUUAAAAGUUGCUCAUGUAGAACAUGAAGAAACCUUAUCCAGCCGAAGAAGGGAACUAAUUCAGAAGUUGAAGUCUUUCAUCAGCUUCUAUAGUGCUUUGCCUGGCUACAUCUGCAGCCACAGCCCUGUGGCGGAAAACGACACCCUUUGCUGGAAUGGACAAGAACUCGUGGAGAGAUACAGCCAAAAGGCGGCAAGGAAUGGAAUGAAAAACCAGUUCAAUCUCCAUGAGCUGAAAAUGAAGGGCCCUGAGCCAGUAGUCAGUCAAAUUAUUGACAAAUUGAAGCACAUUAACCAGCUCCUGAGAACCAUGUCUGUGCCCAAAGGUAGAGUUCUGGAUAAAAACCUGGAUGAGGAAGGGUUUGAAAGUGGAGACUGUGGUGAUGAUGAAGAUGAGUGCAUUGGAGGCUCUGGUGAUGGAAUGAUGAAAGUGAAGAAUCAGCUCCGCUUCCUUGCAGAACUGGCCUAUGAUCUGGAUGUGGAUGAUGCGCCUGGAAACAAUCAGCAGGCGACUCCGAAGGACAAUGAGAUAAGCACCUUUCACAACCUCGGGAACGUUCAUUCCCCACUGAAGCUUCUCACCAGCAUGGCCAUCUCAGUGGUGUGCUUCUUCUUCCUGGUGCACUGACUGCCUGGUGCCCAGCACAUGUGCUGCCCUACAGCACCCUGUGGUCUUCCUCGAUAAAGGGAACCACUUUCUUAUUUUUUUCUUUUUUUUUUUUUUAAUCCUGUAUACCUCCUCCAGCCAUUAAGUAGAAGACUAACCAUGUGUUAUGUUUUUGAAAAUCAAAUGGUAUCUUUUGGAGGAAGAUAAAUUUUAGUGGUAGUAUAUAGAUUGUCCUUUUGCAAAGAAAAGAAAACCAUCAAGUUGUGCCAAAUUAUUUUCCUAUGUUUGGCUGCUAGAACAUGGUUACCAUGUCUUUCUCUCUGUCUUACUCCCUCCCUUUCUAUCUUUCUUUCUCUCUCUCUUUGCAUGGAUUUCUUUGAAAAAAAAAUAAAUUGCUCAAAUAAAAA
Mandrillus leucophaeus (drill) is the source of this 2322-nucleotide messenger RNA. RefSeq names its product glypican 3 (gene GPC3). The transcript is spliced from 10 exons. NCBI's taxonomy places the organism in Eukaryota, Metazoa, Chordata, Mammalia, Primates, Cercopithecidae. The record is from RefSeq and is a predicted model, not a curated record. Gene Ontology annotation, cellular component: plasma membrane; cell surface; extracellular region. Bases 8 to 1936 code for a protein of 642 amino acids. Gene Ontology annotation, biological process: regulation of protein localization to membrane; cell migration; positive regulation of canonical Wnt signaling pathway.